CAACUCCAAUGUCACAGUGACGUGUACAAUUUUCUACAAAUGACUUAUUGAUUCCAAAACCUUAUGAAUUAAUUUAAUAAAUUGAAAAAAUACAACUUAUUUAAACAUGUCGAAUAAAAACAAAUCUUCAGACGGGAGCAAUAAGCUGAAAGUGGUCGAGUCAGCAUGGAAAAGAGCGUUAGUUGCGAACGCAGAAUGGCCGGAUAAGGAAGAGUUUCUAGACGUUAUUUACUGGAUGCGUCAGGCUAUGGGCAUUGUAUUGGGACUGGUUUGGGGUCUUCUACCAUUGAAAGGAUUCCUUGGUUUAUUACUAUUUGUAAUAGUUAAUGCAGCAGUAAUAUACUUUUAUGUGAAUAAUUUCCAAAACAUUGAUGAAGAGGAGUAUGGUGGUAUGUGGGAAAUAACAAAGGAAGGAUUCAUGACAUCAUUUGCGGGAUUUUUGGUAACAUGGAUCAUCAUCUACACAGGGCUACACAUUGCAGAAACAUUAUGAGACACAAAGUAAUCAUCAAAAGUGCUACAAUAUCUCGAGACUUGCAAGAGAGAGUCCUAGUACAAAUAUUAUGAGAACAAACUGUUCCUUGUAGUUUCUAUACUACUGCAUAAGCUCAUUCCCUUUUAUUACUAAUCAUUUUAUUUAGUCCAUUAAUAAAAACACUGUUUUUUAAACAUUAUUAAACUAACAAUAAGUUUUCUAAUUGAAUUAGAAGUAAGUCAACAAUAUUGUCUAUAGUUUGUAUUAAAAACUGUUUUGUGAGAUGGAAAGAACUGGCCAGCAUUUUUAUCAGUGGACUAGAUAUUAAUUACUUUUGUAAUAAGAAGGGUUUAUUAUUUUUGUUGUUGCUUUUAGGCUAUUAGUUGGAUUGUUUUUACAUAUCAAUUUGUUUCUUACAUUUUUAUAAAAUCUCAGUCAUUAAGGUCUCUUUGUGAGUGAAAACUCAUAAACACAUACUGGUGCAUAACUUUUGUUAGGUCAUUAUUUAAAUAAUUUUGAAAAUAACUUGGUCUGUAAGCAGUCUUCAAGCUAGUGCCAAUAAUUAGAGCUUUUUAAAUUUUAUACUGACCAUGAUAAACAUUUGAAUCAGUUAAAAAAAAUCUAUGUAUUGAUGAAGAAAUGCUAUAUCAAGUUGCAUAAGACUCGAACAUAACAAUAAAAUUCACUGGCAUACCUUAAAAUUAUUAAUUGAUAAUGUGUUAUAGCAAUAUUAAAUUAAGUAUAAGCAUUUUAUAACCAAAUUGGACUCUUUCUCUCUGUUUUAAAUUCAAGAAAAAAUGCAGUAAAUGAAUUUCUGUUCAAACCGGUUCUGUGAAAAAAAUGACCUUAAUUAUAUUGUAACAUUAAAUUGGCCACAAAACCGUAACACACAAACAAAGUACAGAAGGAAAUUGUAUCUGUAAGAAUCAUCAUGAAUCGAAAAAAAGCAUUUUUAGUAUAAAGUAACAGUCAGUUUUGGGUAUCAGAAUGUUUUUAAAAUGAAGGGGUAUAAUAUAAACGGUUUGUCCAGAUAGAUCCGCUGAUAUUUCCCAAUCUUUUUAUUUUUCUCUUUUUUUGAGGUAUUAAAAUCUGUUAGUUUAUCCUAUAUUGUAUCUUAAAAAUCAAUUAACCGCUUUUAACAAUUUUUUUUUUAUUUUAAAUAAAAACUGAAGCAAACAUCUAUCUGGACAAACUGAAUUUUAAAGUUAGUAUUUUAAUUAUUUGGUGUGAUUGUAGAUAAUGCUGUGAAUAUAGAACAUUUUGAAAGUAAAGUUCAAUGUUGGUAUUAUCUCUGGAUGCAUUUCUGUCGUAUUUAUUUAUAUUAUUGUAAGUAAAUCCUUGUUAAGUUUUAAUCGAUAUUCGUCAGAGUGCAAUCAAUAUGGUUAUAAUUUAUUUCGAAACUGCAUUAAUGUUGGCGUCGCGUUUGUAAUGUUAUUUGUCGCGUGUUUGCUCCCGAUGAGUUUGCAGUGAUAUGUUUAUUUUGAACAAAUAUAACGGUUGAUUUAAUAAAGUUUUUGUAACUUUAA
Helicoverpa zea (corn earworm) is the source of this 2001-nucleotide messenger RNA. Its product is annotated as respirasome Complex Assembly Factor 1. The transcript is spliced from 4 exons. Gene Ontology annotation, biological process: mitochondrial respirasome assembly. Bases 107 to 493 code for a protein of 128 amino acids. The record is from RefSeq and is a predicted model, not a curated record. NCBI's taxonomy places the organism in Eukaryota, Metazoa, Arthropoda, Insecta, Lepidoptera, Noctuidae.